CGUGAUCUUUCGAGCUCUGUGCGGUGGCGGGGUGGCACAAUUUGGGGCACAUUUCUCGCAUCGCGAUUUUGCCAGCUCUGUGCGGGGGCGGUCUGGCAGGUGUUGUGCCGCCCCAGAGAGCGUUGCUGCCCUAGGAUCCUGCCAGGAUCCGAUACUGCGUCCAACACAACAUAACCCUGCACAAAAUAUAGCCAUCUUAAGGUUGCACACACCUUCAGAUAAACCCUUUGUAUUUGUGAUGCUGGUCUUGGGAGGAGCAGCCGAUAUCAGUCGAUGGCGUUGAGCGUGGCGAGAGACUGACUUCUCCCGGAAGUGGGUGGUUAAGUCGCCACUCGGUCACUGCUGGCUAAUGAGCGAUCGCUGGGAUGAAGGAGAGUCGGGGACAUUCUUGGGGCUGAAAAAUAUCCAACGACACAGCUCUAAAAUAAUUAUAUUUUUAAGAAUAUAGUUGCGGUCCACCGCAGAAGCCUCUCACAAACGCUAUCAGAUAAAGCCCAGACACCCCGCCGCCAAGAUGAUGGAAGAAAUUGACAGAUUCCAGGUGCCGACGGAGGCAGAGAUACAGCCUUUUGAUCCAGCAUCGUCAACCGCAUCAGAGGCUGAUUCAGAUACCAGGGAGAGUGAGCCUGCCACUCUAAACUAUAAACCUUCUCCCAUCCACAUGAAGAUUGACAAACAGAGAGAGCUUGCUAGAAAAGGAUCACUGAAAAAUGGCAAUGCUGGAAGCCCUGUCAAUCAACAACCCAAGAAAAAUAAUGUGAUGGCCCGGACAAGGCUAGUGGUUCCCAAUAAAGGCUACUCCUCUUUAGACCAGAGUCCAGAUGAGAAGCCUUUAGUUGCUCUGGACACAGACAGCGAUGACGACUUUGACAUGUCAAGAUAUUCCUCAUCAGGAUACUCAUCAGCUGAGCAGAUAAACCAGGACCUGAACAUUCAACUACUAAAAGAUGGAUACAGGCUGGAUGAGAUCCCUGACGAUGAAGACCUGGACCUCAUACCGCCCAAAUCUGUCAACUCAACCUGCAUGUGCUGCCAAGCCACCUCCUCCACUGCUUGUCAAAUCCAGUAAACUCACAU
Messenger RNA from Myxocyprinus asiaticus (Chinese sucker), 1077 nucleotides. RefSeq names its product protein FAM219A-like. NCBI's taxonomy places the organism in Eukaryota, Metazoa, Chordata, Actinopteri, Cypriniformes, Catostomidae. The coding region runs from base 515 to 1069 and encodes 184 amino acids. The transcript has 6 exons. The record is from RefSeq and is a predicted model, not a curated record.